Molecule: messenger RNA, 2873 nt
Organism: Camelina sativa (false flax)
Lineage: Eukaryota; Viridiplantae; Streptophyta; Magnoliopsida; Brassicales; Brassicaceae
Source: RefSeq, a predicted model, not a curated record
AGUGUUUACGGCGGUUCCAACGGAGUGUUAACACAGUUGCUGGAGCUCAAGACCUGGUUUGAGAACCAAACGCUCUACCAUUUCAACUCUUGUUCGAUACUAAUGGUCUAUGAGAAUGAAUCAAUCUUAAAGGGAAAUGAUGAUGAUGCUCGACCACAAGUGAAGCUGGUGGAUUUUGCUCAUGUUCUUGAUGGUAAUGGUGUCAUUGACCAUAACUUCCUUGGUGGUCUAUGUUCUUUCAUAAACUUCCUUCGUGAUAUUCUUCAGAGCCCAGAUGAGUCUGCAGAAUCUUAGAUUUUAAGUUUUACUCUUUUUGUCAUUUUCUUUUCGAUUGGCCUGAUUCCAGUUUUAUGGAUAUAAUUAUUAACUCUUCAUUUGUGUACUUGGUGGGUUAUCUAAAGAGCAUACAUUCGUACUCUUAUCUCACGGCUUUUCCAAUUCUAGCAUAUAAAAUUGGUUCCAUUUUUUUACUUUACUUUGAUUGUGUGAUUUGUGAAGAAUACUACAGCUAAAAAAAACUUUAGAGCCAAAAGAGUAAUAAAUUCAAACUAAUGGUAAACGUUUGUAAAUAAUGAAGAGUUUGUUUGCUGAGAUCCCAAAUAGUACUAUAAGUAUAGGGACUGAAACGAAAUCGUCUUCUAUUUUAAUUCACUCUUAUGCUCUUCUUCUUCCUCUUUUCAAAUUCACGUCUCGCGCGCAUCGAAGAAGACGAUUGACUGAGAAUGGUGCUACUAUGCUUCGUCUUGGAUCUUCGCAAUAUCUCUCCUUCUCUGAUCGGAGAUCUGAAGCAGUUGUUAUUGGAGCUCGGGAAUUUUCAUGCGAUUUCGUCUCCGGUAGAUUCUCUCACUGAUCGGAUCGGUUUGUGUUAUAUUCUCAAAGAUCGGAUUUCUGGAAACGAUCAGCAGUUGAAAUUUGCCUAUACACCUACUGGAAACUUCUGCCUUCGAGACUUUCAUCACGCUGUUAACAGCUUGCCUUUGGAUGCGUUUGUACCUGAGUUCGAUGAAUCUUGCGGAGAUCUUAAGCUAUCAACUGUUCUGUGUGAUCGAGCUUUGUACUCAUGGGGAGGUAGAGACAUUAUGAGGAAAGUUAUUGUACUGAGUUCUUGCUUCCCUGAAGAUAUGGAUUCUGAAGCGAGAGACACUAUUAUGGCUGCAGCAGAUAAAUGUGUGUCGGUUGAGUUUCUUUUGUUUGAGAAGCAAUCAAGCUAUCUAAGCUAUACACAGGAGAAGAUUAAUACAUUCCUCAGAUGCUUAUCGGAUCUUGACAAUUGUUCAUUUCAAACCUGCAUCCCUGAUGGAAAAUCACUUCAUGGCCUUGAAAAGAGAUGGCUUCAGGAGCUAAAAGAUGACACUGGAGAAUCACUGCAGGCCCAGAUUAUCUUCAAAAGUAACCUUUUUGGUUCGGUGAACACGAUCUUCUGUAAUCUCACUGCAGCUGCAAAUCAGAUUGUCGACGGAUUUCUCUCUUGUCGAACAUGCAGGUGUCACGGCAUCCCAUUACAAGAUUCAGUGGUAAACAAAAUAGAGAAGCUGCAAUGCUCCAUAACCAACCUUGAACUAGGAAAGUUUGAUGUGAUUGAAAAUUCUGUGAAAGUUGGCAACAGAACUGUCCUGUUUUUACCGUCAAUCCAUAGUCUCCAGAAACUUCAUCCAGUUUCUUCCCAAAUUGAUUUCAAUGUCAUACGGAGGACUAAUCUAACUUCUCUCAGCGAUGGCCUACUACUUGGGGCACCUUACAUUGUGAGCCCUUCAACCUGUCAUGAAACAGAAGCUACUUCAGAAGAAAUGGAUCAACCAGAUUUGAACACUCAGAUUUUUCAGGGACUAUGUGGUGCACUAUAUUCGAUGGACCAAGGCUUGGUUUGUUCUUCUAAAUGUAAUCUGGACACCAUGACAGUCGUGGAAUUUCAUUGUUAUUACAUUCUUCAACCGUCAGAAAAUGGUCCAAUGCUUCUAAAGAGAUUGGCAGGGUCAGAAGAAGUCCUGCCUAUUUCCAGUGCCAGUCAGUUUGCGGAGUCAUCUAUUCCUAGAGAAAUCGAGAUCUCUGUCAAAGGCGCUUUAUUAGAGAUUGAAUCGACAGACUACAAUCCUUUGACACACAACAGAGGCUUCCACCAAAAACUGAACCUUAUUGUGAAGGAAAGUCUUCAAUUCGGUUCAUUACAUACGAACAUAAAAGGCGCAACACGUGAAGUGAGCCCAGAACUUUCAGAUUCUGUAAUUCCAACGGAACAGACAUUUCCACACAUAGUCAGUCCAGAAACUCUUCAGGAAGUUCAUAUAAUUGAUGAAGAUGAACAAGCAACAGCUUCCAUUACUAAAGAAUGGGAACAGCUAGUAGUCACUGAGGAGGUCUUCAUUAAGUCUUGUUCUCCGGUUAUAACUACAAACAAACGAAAGAUAGACCGCCAAGUUCUGUCUCCUAUACAGAGUAACAACAAACAGGCUGAUAUGAAAACAUCAAUGAUUUUAGAAAGACUUGAAGCUCCGAGGAAGAUGAGAGGAAAAGUUGGAUCACCAAGUGUAGUCAUACAUAGUCCCAUCUCACUAGAUGUCAGUGUCAUGUCUCAGAAGAAGCCUCUGAUUCCUUUUCAGACAACUCAGGUUUCAUCAAGCCAGCUCAUGAAACCCAACUUUCAGAGACUGAAAAAAAAGCAAAAGUGAGCAGUAGCUCUCACUGAGAGCCUCUCAGGAGUAUAGGAAAGGAUCUCGAGGAGAGACUUGAAGUUUGGAAGAAAGGUAAUGUCCUGUAGUUUGCGUAGUAAUAGACAAACAUGAUCUGGUGUUUGUUGUUUAGUUUCCUUUCUUUUUUUUUGUACAAAAAACAAAAACUAUAUCAAAUCUCAUUAUAUAUGUACAAUUUCAACUAAA